Molecule: messenger RNA, 8559 nt
Organism: Closterium sp. Naga37s-1
Lineage: Eukaryota; Viridiplantae; Streptophyta; Zygnematophyceae; Desmidiales; Closteriaceae
Source: the annotation of a GenBank genome assembly
AUGCCUUCGUCCCGCUCGCCUACCCCGCCAUCCGCCAAUUCCCCCACUCGACCUGCCUCCCCCGCUGUCCCCGCCCCCCCCUCCUCCUCCCUCCGCCCGGUCACUCUUCUGGCUCCCCCCUCCCACGCCGCGCAACUGCCCUCUGCGGGGCAACCCCCCCCCGCGCCAAUCACGCUUCUCCCGUCCCUGCGCAACCUCCCUAGUUCGUCCUUUCCCAAGUCCCCCUCCCCGCCGUCCGACGACCCACCAUGUCUCCCCGCCGAUCCCCAUGGCAACGCGCAUCACCUGGUUUCCGCCACUUCCACGCUCUCCCCCGCGCUACUCUCUUCCGCUCCGCCGCCCGACCCCCCCGCGCGCCGCAUUAGCCCGCCGCUUCCCCGUCGGAUGCGCAACAUCAACCACGUAGCUCCGCGCGAGGGGUCGCUGUCGCGGCAGCUGCUGCGGCAGCACGUGCAGCGGGAGCAGCAGCGCAGCAAGUGCCAGCGGCAGCAGCAGCAGGAGGUAUUGCUCAGCGUGGGUACGGAGGGAAGAGAGGCGGCAGGAGGGGCAGAGGGCGAACGGGUAUUUACUUUCAUCGGUCGACGAUCCGCUGUAGUCGGUGAGGGUGGAGGGGACGCACUGGGUGGGAUAAGGGCUGACGCAGCUGAUCAAUUUGUGGCACCUGAAGCACCUGACGCGGCACCUGACACACCUGACGUGGCACCUGACGCAGCACCUUACGCACCUAUGGACAUGGAUCCGUCGCAGCAGCACGUGAGAGAGUCCCAGCCGGGGGAAGGUCGCAGUGGCGCAGACUCCGAUCUCCGCGCGCGCCCCAUGCGCCCUCCGGCUCUGCCCCCCGCCAGCCGUGGUGGAGCGGAAGGCGGGUUGGUGCGAGAGCGCGUGAGACUGAUGGGCGCGGUGCUGCGGGCUGCGCCUGGCGCGCACGCGGCGGGCGGUGGGGCGGAAGGCGGAAGCGUAGGCGCGGGAGCAGUGAGAUUCGCGGAUGGGGUGGGCGAGGGGAACGGGCAAACGCAAUGGCUACCGGCGGGUGGGGACGAGGGACUGGGGGACGGGGGGGAGGACAACGAGGCGCGUAGGAAGCGCGCGCGGACGGAGCGGCAAGGCGGAGAGGGCGUUGCAGGCGCGAUGGGUGAGAUGGGGUUCGGCGGGGCAUGGAACGGGGAGCAGGAGAGGCGUGGAAUUGCGGGGUUGGGGGGGUUGCAAUAUGAGGGGCAAGGGGCUGGGCAAGGAUGGCCGGGGGAGGGUGAGCGGAAGCUGGCGCAGGAUCAGGCGCGCGUGCAGAGACAGGGGGAACAUGGGGAACAGGGGGAACAUGGGGAGCCAGGGGAGGAGGAAGAAGGGGAGGAGCAGGCACAGGAGCAAGAGCAGGCGCAGGAGCAGGAGAGGGAGCAGGAGGGGGAGCAGGAAGGGGAGGAGGCAGGGGGGGAGCAUGAGGGGGAGGGCGCGAGCAUUCGGCAGCGGUUGCUGCAGCAGCACAGGCAGAUGCUGGCAGCGGCGCAGCACUCGCUGCUGAUGCGCGGAGGCGGGGAGGGCGCGGAGGGCGCGCAUGGCGGAGUGGACCUUCUGCAGCAGCAGCGCCAGCUACAGCGCCAGUACUUGCGCCUGCUGCAGCGGGACAUGCGCGCGCAGCUUAAUAGGGGGACGCCCGGGGGAGGCAGGGGGCGGGGCGGAGCGCUGGGGGCGGACGGGCGCGCGGGUGUGGCGGGCGCAGGGGGUGGCGGGGGACAGGAGAGGAUGUGGGCGGUAGCUGGGGCCGCGGCUGGGUGGCGGGGGCAACAGGGGCAGGUGGGGCAGCAGGCAGCGGAUACAGCUGGCAGGAUAAUAUCGUCUCCAGUUGUAGUAGCAGGAGCACCGACGGCAGCAGUGCCAGCAGCAGCGGUAGCACCGCCAGCAGCGCCAGUGCGGGCAGUUUCCCCCACAGGCGGCGUGAGAGGCGAGGCGGCGCAGCGGGUGGCGGUAGGGGGGUGGCGGCGGGACGUGCUGGGGGACGGGGUUGCGCGCGCGGAUGCAAGGCGGGCUGGCAGCGAUGUGGACGAAGGGGCUGGUGAGGAGGCAGGGGCGGAGGCGGAGGGGGCGGCGGAGGGUGAGGGGGAAGGGGAAGCGGGGUGGGAGCAAGGAGAGGGGCGGGAUGACGGGGGAGAGGGCAUGGGCGCGGAGGUGUGGAACGAGCCAGUUGCUGCGGGGUGGGGGCAAAUGAUAGGUGAGAACCGGGCAGCAGUGAUGGGUGCCGCAAGGCCACUGGUGGGUGAGCCUGCGCGGGUGGCGGAGGGGUGGUUCCACCCGGUUGUGCAGGCGGAAAUCUGGCGCAGGGCGCAGCAAGGGGGUGCGGCUGCUGGCGCUGCUGCAGGUGGUAAUGUUGGUGUGGCUGGUGCUGCGGGCGGUGGUGAUGGUUAUGGUGGUGGUAAUGGUGGUUUUGAGGAGGAGGCAGGAGAAACGGGCUGGGGGGAGCGCGAGGGAGCAAGGGUGGCGCAUGGGGUGCAUUGGGGGGCACAUGGGGCGCAUGGGGCGCAUGGGGCGCAUGGGGCGCAUGGGGCGCAUGGGGCGUAUCCCGCGCCUGCUGUACCCUCAGAGCGUGUGCUUGUGACGGGGCCGUUCCUCUUUUCGACGCAGCAACUUGGGGGGCGCGCGGAGGAGGGGCUGCGCAGCAACUCCAACGUCUGCGCGCCCUCCCGCGCGGGGGGUAUGGGCGCAGGCGUGGGAGAGCGUACGGGGAGCUCGCUGGACGAGACUGAGGAGUCGGAGGGGAGUGGCGGAGGCGCGGGGGAAGGGGGAGGCGGAGGGGGAGGGGGAGGGGGAAGGGCGCGGGAGACGGAGAGGGAGGAGAUGGGGAGGGGAAAGGGGGGAGGGAGGGGCAGGGCGGGGCAGGGGAGUCGUUUGGCGGUGGUGUGUGGGGUAGCGAGAGGGGGGAAAGGGGGGAAGGGGGAAGUGAGGCAGAUGGGAGGCGGGGAGGCGGAGCAACGGAUGGCGGGGGAAGGGGGGAGAGUGCAGGGCGGCAAUGAGCCAGGCAGUGGCGCAGGUGGCGCUGGUGGUGGCAGAAGGGUGGCUGGCGCUGCUGUUGCAGAUGGUGAUGGGGGUACUGGUCGUGGCGGAGGGGUAACAGCGACAGGCGGGGCAGCAGGGGCAACAGCAGCAAGGCCGCAGGCGCCAUCGGCAGGCCCCAGGCAGCAGCAGCAGCAGCAGCAGCAGCAGCAAUGGCUGCAGCCGCCGCAACAGCAGCAGCAACGCCACGAGCCUCUGCCACCACCACCACCCCCACAGCAGCAGCAGCAGCAGCAGCAGCAGCAGCUGAGGCAAACGCAUAGGAUGGCAGAGAGAGGAGCAGCAGGCGGGGCAGCAGCAGCAGUGGCAGCAGCACCAGCUGUUUCUGCUGGUGCGCCUGGGAGAGGCAGAGACGGCCCAGCCACUCUACCCACCACCGCCCCCUCCUCCGCGCAUCAACCACCCUUCCUCCGCCACCCUCCUCCCCACCUCCCCCACACACCAUCCGCGCCCGCCGCCCUUCAACCCCCACCCCUUCCCCCCGUCCGCGCUGCAACAAACCCCUCCCCUCCGCCCCCUCACCUCUCCUCACCAACCGCCAUGCCACCUCCCAGGCUGGACCCACCAGCAGCCGCGCCUCAACCCAGGGUUGACCCUGCCACACUGACCCCUCAGCCUUUACUGUCGCUGCGGCACUGGUUGAACCGGGCGGGCAGGGAGGUGGAUAGGUUGGAGAACCUGUUUCUGUUCGCGCAGGUGGUGGACAUGGUCGCUGCCGCCCACACGCAGGGCCACGUGGUUCGCCACGUGCGGCCGGCGUGCUUUGUCCUGUCCGCGCAUCGAAGGGUGGUGUUUCACCCACCGUUUCUGCGGGCGCGAGCCGGGGAGGCGGGGGAGGGGGAGGCGGGGGAAGAGGAGUUGGGGGAUGGGGGUGGUGUAGGGCAGGUGCUGCUGCAACAGCAGCAGCAGCAACAACAGGAGGAGGAGCAGCAACAGCGGCAGCAGCAGCAGGGGUGGCGGCAGCAAGAGGAAGGGGGCGGAGGCGGAGGGGCAGCAGAGGGGGCAGCGACGUGGAGGGAGCAGCAGGCGGAGGCAUGGCAGCGGGCAAUGCUGCAGGAGCAAGGGGAGGAGGGUAUGAUAGCGCAGGGGCAGGGGCAGGGGCAUCUGGCGCAGGGGCAAGUGGGAGGGAGGGCACAGCGAGCAUCAGCAGGGCGGGGUAUUGCAGGGCAGCAGCGAUUAAUCCCCGGUGCUGGAGGGGCAGAGGCAGCUGAACCAGGGGGAGUGGACAUGCAGUGGGGAGGCGGAGGAGGAGGCGGAGGGGGAGAGUGGGGGAGGGCGGAGGAGGAGGAGGCGCGGUGGUACACGUCUCCGGAGGAGGCAAGGGGCGACCGUGUGGGGGCGGCGUCGGACGUGUUCAAGCUGGGCGUGCUCUUCUUCGAGCUCUUCUGUCCAUUCACGAGCGCCACGGAGAGGAGCAUGAUAAUGGCGGACCUCUGCCAUCGCAUCCUGCCGCCGCGCCUCCUCUCCCAUCGCCCCAAGGAGGCCGCCUUCUGCCUCUGGCUGCUGCACCCCCAACCCUCCGCGCGCCCAACUGCCUCGGAGGUGCGCAGCAGUCAACUUCUAGCAGAUGUAGCGAGCAUGUUCGCCCACAGGGGCCAGCAGGCGGGCCUAGAGGCACAGGAGGCGGAGUGCGACGUGUUACUCGCCUUCCUCUCCCGCAUCCACCUCGCCAAGCAGUCUGCCGCCCAGAAACUCGCCCUGGAUCUCGGGCGGCUGACUGGAGAUAUUCACGAGGUGCACCGCAGGCGGGCGGCGGUGAUGGGCGGCCAGCAGGCUCACGGGCGGCACGAGCACGGGCGGCAGGGGCAAGGGCGGCAGGUGCACGCACAUGGAUCGGGGCAGUCUCAGAGGCAGCAGGGGCAGUCUCAGGCGCAGUCUCAGCCGCUCAUGCUGCCGGCCCCGUCAGCACAGACGGUAGAGGAGCGGGAAGGCGGCAGAGGGGGCCGCAGGGAGAUGGGCUGGGAGGGUGGGAGGGAGGGUGGGAGUGACAUGAGUGGAGGCGCAGAGAGGGACCUUUGGGGUGCCUUUUCCCCUCGCUCCCCCCGCCCUGGGCUCAUCCCACCCUCUCAUGCUGCUUCUGCUGCUGCUGCUGCUGACAUGAGUGGAGUGGUGAGCAUGGGUGGGGGAGGGCGAGAGGCGAGAGGGAGAUGGCCAGCAGGUGAAGUGGAGGAGGCACGAGAAGGGGCACGGCAUUUCCCUUCCUCGGUUCCUGCCGGUGCUGCUGGCGUUCCUGCUGCUCCAUUCGGCAUGGGACGGCCGCGGGGGGCGAGGAGGAGCGUGCGGUUAUUGCGUAACCUGGACCGGUUGGAAGAGGUGUAUUUCGCCAUGCGCUGGCGGGUAGAGGCGGCCAAUGGGGGACCUGUUGGGAGGGGGGGCGGUGCCAGUGCCUCUGCUGCCGCUGCUGCUGCCGCUCUGCCUGCAAACGAUGCUGCUGUGCCGCUUGCUGCCCCUCGCGCUGCUGCUGCUGGCGCCGGUGUUGGUGGUGGUGGUCGCGGUGAUGGCGGCAGUAGUGCUGGCGGUGCAGGUGGGAUUGAUGGUGUUGGUGGUGGUGGCAGCAUUGGUGGGGAUGAUGAGUCGAGUCAGGGUGUGGUGAGGCCAAGAGAGGUGAUGGAAGGGGAAGCAGAGGAGAGAAGAGGCGAAAGCGCAGGCCCAGAGAUGGAGGCACGGCAGGCCGGGGCAGCUGGACCCGCUUCGACUGCUGCUGCCGGGGCAGUGGCUGGUGCAUGGCGGGAAGCAGCAGGUGGGUCAGCAGCAGGUGGGGCAGCAGCAGGUGGGGCAGCAGCAGGUGGGGCAGCAGCAGGUGAGGCAGCAGCAGGUGGGGCAGCAGCAGGUGAGGCAGCAGCAGCAGCAGCAGCAGCAGCAGUAGCAGCAACAGCGGCAGGAAGAGCAGGCGGAGCGAUGGCAGCGCCACAGCAGCAGCAGCAGCAGCAGCAGCAGCAGCAGCAGCAGCAUCUGCACGAGCAGCAGCAGGGAGGCGCCGAGGGCAGCAGGGACCUCCUAGGCGAGUUCUUCGACUCGCUCUGCAAGUUUGCCCGCUACUCACGCUUUGAAGUGCGUGCCACGCUGCGCCACGCGCACCUCCUCAACGCGGCUUCCAUGGUCUGCUCCCUCGCCUUCGACCGCGACGCGCAGUUCUUCGCCACGGGCGGCGUCUGUCGGCGGAUUCGGAUCUUUGAGUGCGAGAGCGUGCUGGCAGGGCGACGCGUGGACGUGCACUAUCCGGUGGUGGAGAUGGGGUGUCGGGCGAAGCUGUCGUGUGUGAGCUGGAAUGGUUACAUUAAGAACAGGCUCGCAUCUGCUGACUAUGAUGGAGUUGUACAGCUCUGGGAUGCGGGCACAGGGGCAGCGGUGAUGGAGUGGGGGGAGCACGGGAAGCGGGCAUGGAGUGUAGACUUCUCCCCCUGCGACCCCACGCGCCUUGCCAGUGGCAGCGAUGACGGCACUGUCAAGCUGUGGAGCAUCAACCAGGACACGAGUGUGGGCACUAUUCACACCAAGGCCAACGUGUGCUCGGUCGCCUUCCCUCCGCACUCCUCGCACCUGCUCGCCCUCGGCUCGGCCGACUACUCGCUCCACUGCUUCGACCUGCGCUCGCUCCGCGCGCCCCUCGCCACGCUCACGGGCCACAGCAAGGCUGUCAGCUACGUGAAAUUCGUCGACGCUUCCACCAUUGUCUCUGCCUCCACGGACAAUACUCUCAAGCUGUGGGACCUGAACCAAGCAUGCAGCCAGCAGGCGGGGGGUGGGGCGGAUGGGGCCUCUGCGUGCACGAGGACGUUCACUGGCCACACCAAUGAGAAGCAUUCCAUUUCACUGUCCAUUUGUGCCCAAUCACACACCCCCUCUCCGCCUGUCUCCGAUCCAUCUCCCUCCCCAUCAUCGCUCUUCUCCCAGGUGUUUGCGUUCCACAAGUCGCUGCCAAUGCCUAUGGCAGCACACCGCUUUGUGGGGGUUGAUCCGGUCACAGGCGCGGACACGGAGGAGGACGCGGGGCAGUUUGUGUCGAGCGUGUGCUGGCGGGGUGACUCUCAGACACUCGUUGCUGCGAAUUCUACUGGGAACAUCAAACUGCUGGAGAUGGGAGGAGAAGGGGGGAUGCAGAGGUGGGAGCACAGUGGUAUGAGGGGCGCUGACACGGAGGAAGGGGGGAUGCAGCGAUGGGAACUCCACUGGGAUUACCCAACUGCUGGAGAUUGUGUGAGGGGGGGUGCUGGAACCCGUUCUUACCUUCGUCCCCUUAGCCUUGCCGUACCCUUCUUCUGCCACUCCGCCGCUAAUCUUCCGCUGGUUUCUUUCGCCAGCCUUCCGCCAGUUUUCCGCCAGUCUUCCGCCGAUCCCCCGCUCAGUCCGCCGCCAGGCGCCAUGAGUGCGGAGGAGCUGCAGCCGCCGCGCGUGCUACCGACGGUGCCGGAGACGGUGCUGAAGAAGCGGAAGAAGGACGAGCAGUUCGCGGCGGAGAAGCGCGAGCAGUUCCUGCAGAAGCACGCGCACCGCGGGAAGCGCGGAAAGGCGGAGAAGCGCUUCAAGCGCCCAGAGGACUUCGUGCUCGCGUUCCGCCGGAGGGAGCGCGAUGCUAAGCGCGUGCGCGCGGACCGGGUGGUGGGGCGGCGGGUGCAGCUGAAGCCUGUGGUGGCGGGCGGGGGGAGCGCGGCGCAGCGGAGGAUGGCGCGGCGGAAGCUGAAGGCCGCGCAGAAAGCGGUGGAGCGGAUGGGCGCAGCGGGGAAGGGGGAUGAGAAGGGGGGCGUUUUGGCGGGAACGAACCUGAAGCUGCUGUUUGCCGUGCGGAUCCGCGGGGUGCAACACGAAAUGACGAAGCAGUCGCGAAGUAUACUCAAGAUGCUCCGACUCACAGAGCUCAACUCGGGUGUCUUCCUCCGCGCCACGGACCGCACGGCUCAAAUGCUGCAACUCGUCGAACCAUAUGUCACCUUCGGGUUCCCCAACAUGUCAUCAGUGCGUGCGCUCAUAAUGAAACGAGGCGUGGCACGCAUACGGCAGCAAGAGGAGGGGGAAGGCGACGACGAGGGGGAGGAGGGCGAAGAGGGGGAAAAUGCAGGGGAAGGGGAGGAGCAGGAGGAGGGGGAUGAGGAAGCAGAGGGGGAGGAGGGAGGGGAGGGAGAGACCAACGAGGUGGAAGCAAGGGAGGUGGCGGCUUCAGAAGGGGCAGGAGGGAGUGGGGCAAUGGUGGUGGGGGUACCCAGAAAGCCGGAGGCCAUGGUGGGGUGGACAGGGCCGGUGGAUGCAGCAGAGGAGGCCAAGGGGUGGCGGCGAGUGCCCCUCACUGACAACGCCAUUGUAGAACAGGCGCUGGGCAGCACAGGCAUCAUCUGUAUCGAGGAUUUGAUUCACGAGAUCGCUACAGUGGGGCCGCACUUCCUGCAAGUGACUGGCUUUCUUUGGCCUUUCCGCCUCGCUGCCCCCAGGGGCAAGUUCAGCAAGGGCGGUUGGUUCAACAAGGGAGGGGAGGCUGGGAACAGAGGAGUUGAAAUUAAUGAGCUCAUUCGCUCAAUGGCAUGA